ACCGGAAACCGGGUUGUGUCAGAGUCUCGCGAUGUUUCUUUGUUUUCAAUCAUUUGAAACAUGGCGUCUGAGGCUGAGGCGGGUAAUACUGCUUCAACACAACCAGAGACUAGAGAAGGAACUGCUGUAUUCAGGGAGCUACCUGGCAGCAUGGAUGACUCCUCAAAUGGCAAAGAGGGAAUGGAUACAGCAGGUGAAGGCUCUGAGGCCGCUGAUACUCUGACUGGUUCGGGGGAUGAGGAGAAUGGAAGGCAUCUGGGAGAAGUGGAACUGCAGUGUGCCCUGUGUAUGAAGUGGUUCACUGCUGAUACGUUUGGCAUCGACACUGUGACCUGUCUUCCCUUUAUGACCAACUAUGUGUUUCACUGCAACGUGUGCCAUCACAGUGGUAACACAUACUUCCUUAGGAAACAAGCAAAUCUGAAAGAGAUGUGUCUCACAGCUCUGGCAAAUCUCACAUGGAGAUCUAGAACACAAGAAGAGCACCCAAAGACCAUGUUCUCCAAAGAUAAGGACAUCAUACCAUUCAUUGACAAGUACUGGGAGUGCAUGACAACACGCCAGAGACCAGGAAAGCUCACGUGGCCCAACAACAUAGUCAAAACCAUGAGUAAAGAGCGAGAUGUUUUCCUAGUAAAAGAACAUCCUGACCCAGGCAGUAAAGACCCAGAGGAGGAGUAUCCCAAAUUUGGCUUGUUAGAUCAGGAUCUGGGAACUAUUGGACCCUCAUAUGACUCACAGAAACAGACUACUACUACUCCUACAACUGGUGGGCUCAAUGGUGGAUCUUCUUUCUCAGGUGCCUUGGCCCCUGGUCCAGGGAAAGGAAGGGGAGCCAAACGUAAGCAACAGCAGCAGCAGGAGGGUGCAACUGCAGGAGCCACCAAGAGAACCCGCAGUGACCCCUUGUUCUCAGCCCAACGCCUCCCUCCUCAUGGUUACCCAUUGGAACACCCGUUUAACAAAGACGGGUACCGGUAUAUUCUGGCUGAACCAGACCCUCACGCGCCUGACCCAGAAAAACUCGAGCUGGACUGCUGGGCUGGAAAACCCAUUCCUGGUGAUUUGUACAGAUCCUGUCUGUAUGAGAGAGUGUUGCUGGCCUUGCAUGACAGAGCGCCUCAGCUGAAAAUCUCUGAUGACCGUCUGACAGUGACAGGAGAGAAGGGCUACUCCAUGGUUCGAGCAUCACAUGGCGUGCGCAAAGGAUCAUGGUACUUUGAGGUGACUGUGGAUGAGAUGCCUGCAGAGACGGCAGCCAGGCUUGGCUGGUCCCAGCCACUAGGGAACCUGCAGGCACCGCUGGGUUACGACAAGUUCAGCUACUCAUGGCGUAGUAAGAAGGGCACACGGUUCCACCAGUCCAUGGGCAAACAUUAUUCUGCAGGUUACGGUCAAGGAGACACUCUGGGUUUCUUCAUAGAGCUGCCUGAAGACACAGAGACAGCCAAGGCUUUGCCUGACACGUACAAGGACAAGGCAUUGAUUAAGUUUAAGAGCUACCUGUACUUUGAGGAGAAGGACUAUGUGGACAAAGCAGAGAAAAGUCUGAAGACAGUGAGCCCCAGCAGGAUGAUAUUUUUUAAAAAUGGAGUGAGCCAAGGGGUUGCCUUUGAAAAUCUGUUUGAAGGCAUGUACUUUCCUGCCAUCUCCCUCUACAAGAGCUGCACGGUUUCAGUAAAUUUCGGGCCACAUUUCAAAUUCCCUCCAAAGGAUGUGAAGUACCAGCCGAUGAGUGACAUGGGUUGGGGAGCUGUGAUCGAGCACACGUUGGCUGACAUGCUGUACCACGUGGAGACUGACGUGGACGGAAGACGCAGUCCGCCAUGGGAGGGUUGAGUGCAGUUUGAAUUCACACUGCACACUCUUCCUGUGUCCUAACAUUGUUUCUUCUUCAGACAGGAAAAAGAAAACGCCAAACACUGUGUUGGAGUAAUAUAGUGAGUUGUGUAAUAUUAGCCUUUAAAAAAACAAAAACAGUUUAAAAAUCCCAGAUUUUUUUCCCCCUAAAAUCAUCAGCAAAACUUUAGCCAUAAAGAAGUACAUACGCUGAUGUCAGAUUCUUUAUUCAAACAUCUUUAUCCUUUCAAAGUCUUCAUAUAAUAUAGUUACUGAGUUAUGUGUCCACUCAGACAAGCUCAGUGUUGUGCAACGGCCGUCUCCACAAUCCUGAGUAUGUUCCAUCAUUCUGCUCCAUUUACAAUGUGCUUGUUGGUAAUUCACCGUUUUAUACUCUGUGUUAGUAAAUAAAAAUGAUCACAUGUCGUUGA
Molecule: messenger RNA, 2270 nt
Organism: Cynoglossus semilaevis (tongue sole)
Lineage: Eukaryota; Metazoa; Chordata; Actinopteri; Pleuronectiformes; Cynoglossidae
Gene: ash2l
Product: ash2 like, histone lysine methyltransferase complex subunit
Exons: 17
Coding region: 61-1839 (592 amino acids)
Cellular component (GO): Set1C/COMPASS complex
Molecular function (GO): protein binding; transcription cis-regulatory region binding
Source: RefSeq, a predicted model, not a curated record